Necator americanus (New World hookworm) is the source of this 450-nucleotide messenger RNA. RefSeq lists its product as uncharacterized. The record is from RefSeq and is a predicted model, not a curated record. The transcript has 2 exons. NCBI's taxonomy places the organism in Eukaryota, Metazoa, Nematoda, Chromadorea, Rhabditida, Ancylostomatidae. Gene Ontology annotation, biological process: chromatin remodeling. Bases 1 to 450 code for a protein of 149 amino acids. Gene Ontology annotation, cellular component: nucleus.
AUGGUGAAAGCUAAGCUUGCCGUGGCAAGGCUGCUUAGUUUGGGGAAACUCUUCACACACUGGCUCCGCACACUGGCCCUUCCGUCUCAGACGUCGGACGGUAUGGCGACCGUUGAGAGGCGAUCAAAUUUCAGUUGUGCAUCCAUCUGUCGUCCAUCUUGUCGAUUCUCACACGAUUCUGUCACCUCAUCUGGCCAUUCUUCGCCGCCGCCCUCUGCGCCAAAUCCGAUCAGUAUUAUCAACUGCUACUCACCAACAUCAGCAGCUGAUGAAUCUGAAUUGGACGCGUUUUACGAAGGUCUACAGGAAGUGAUCCGGAAUUCCUUCUACACAUUCGUUGUCGGAGACUUCAACGCAAAACUAGGAAAGGUUACAGCAGAGGAACAUAAGAUCGGAAGAUUUGGACUAGGGGACCGGAAUGAAAAUGGCAAUCGUCUUGCCGGGCUGUAG